GAGCAUAUCAUCACGGAGAGACGCCAAUGAGGUGAUCCAUCUAUUAGUUGCAUCCCCUGUUUCCCUUAUUGAUGGAUGGAGCCAACCUUCUGCUUUGACGCCGCCACCUUCUAACGAUUGGCAUGGGCGUAACCUUAAUGUUAAACAGGAUCCUCGGUGGAACCCGGAGACGGUACGGAAAUACGUACGGAGUUUCAAGGACAAUGUUCUCAGCCUUUAUCCCCUUAUCGUCCCUGCGGAGCUUGAUAUCAUGGUCGCGGAAUUUCUAUACGAGCGAUUUUAUAUAGACAUCUAUAGUCGGGUUAUCCCUCCUCUUGAGGCUUAAUCGGCAGGCCAGAAGAGGAAGCGAUCGUUUGUGAUGGAUGAGCGAUAUACCUCCAUUUCAAUUCCGAACCACGAGCGUCUCUUGCGGACCGAGGAAGACGCUCUUAUUCUACUCGUCCUCGCUCUUGGUGACGUCUGUCUUCGCCGAGGCAAGAUCUCCGAUGUUGCUGGGGAAUCCAAAGCACAAUCUCAUAACCAUUCUCAAUCAACACCCAACUCACCGAUUUCACCGGAAGAAGACAGGGAUGGAGACAUACACGCAAGCGCAGGCCGACAUUCUUCUCUACCAGGCGCUACUAUGCGCGAGAUUCCCUAUCCACAUUCAGAGGUGCUAGACCUAGGUGGGAUGCCCAACUUGGACUCUUUGGACUAUUUCACGCUUGCGGUGGGCGGUCGCUGCCAGCACCAGAACGUAUGCAAUCACGUCUGCAUCCAUCUCCUUGCUGGCUUGUACUACGUUAGUCUAGGACGCCUUCCGGAGAGUUGGUCCUACAUUUUUCUAGCAAGCCAGAGAAUACAAGCUAUCGUCCAACGCACCUUUAAUAAACUACUUCUCUCUCCAAUGGGUAAUUCAUAUGCUGGAGAGUCGACCGAGGAUAACCAACUCAUCAUUAAUUUUUGGACAUGCCUGGGAUUAGAGAGUGAUAUUCGCGUUACAUUGCCUAUACCUCCGUCGGGCCUCCAACAGUACGAAGCGAAGAUGCCGUAUCCGAACCUAGAGCUUGCCACGAGUCGAGGCGUUUCCCAGCUUGUCAUAGGGUGUUACGUAGCUCAGCUGUAUCUUCGGAAGCAGCUGGUAUCUGUGCACAGUCCAUUGAAAUAUACAAGAUGCACGAAUCGAGAAGACGCCAUUAUAGAGCUGCAAGGGGCACUCAAGAACUCCAGAGAUAAGUGGGUGCCUCCAAGUUCGCAAUGGAAGGACGGCGACCCUCCGCCUAGUGAUGCGUUAUCCGCCUGCCUUCGCGCGAGGUACUGGGACAUACAAGUUGCUCUUUAUCUUCCUUUUCUUGAAGUUGUGCUCGAAAGGAAACCUACCCCUCCUGGUCUCUACCGGAGUAUUCUAGCCUCUAAUGCAGACAGCAUAAUGGACUCUACCACGAUAUCAUUUGUCAAACUGGCCAUCGAAGCACUGUUCGAGAGCAUACAGGCUUUUCGGGGAUUGGAUAAACAGCACCUAAUAAUCUUUGGCCUGCCACGGACGGCUCAGACUCAAUGUGAAAAUCUCCUGGUGCUGGCUGCCUGCUCCAAGAACGAUAUCCUCAGCAGGUUCAUCGACCGAAAGAUACUGCGCGCUCUAUUUAAGUGGGUCAUAUCAUUGUUCCAGAGGAUCGCUUAUCCGACCAGUGCGCUUCAGGCUGAGAUGAGUAGCCUCAUUCGCCUGGCGGACUACCUUGAUCUCAUGCAUGGUGACAAAUGAGACGGCGCCGACGCCACCAUCUUUAUAGAAGGCAUGUAUAAUAUUUGUGCCAAUAAGACUGAGCAAUGGUGCUUGGUGUGUAUAUUAUGGAUAAUAUCAUUGUAAUUGUCGAUAGGAAUGCGGCCAAGGAGAUCUGCAGUUAGAUGGAUUGAAGGAUAGUCAACAGGAUCAUGGCAAACGCCGGGCGUCUAAGAUACGUACCGAUAUCCUUUGUAUAUAAAUAGAAGAGAUUCCCGCCAUCAACGGAUGGAGGGAAUAGUACGCAGCACGGCCCCCGAGACCAUUGUGAAUUAUUAUUCGAUUCGCUGCACUAUUAGCCAAGCCAUAACCCCACCUUGUCACAGUUGGCCAACACCAUGAACCGUGCGACGAUAUAGGGGAUGCUUUGCAUCUUCGUGUCUUUAACAGGACACCCUAAUGUGAUAAACCCAACCAUGUUUUUCGGUAAGUAUUUGAACUUCUUAUCUACAUCGGCAAAUAAUAGUGCCUAUUAAAUAAGCAGUUAAUGAGAAAG
Messenger RNA from Hypoxylon trugodes, 2255 nucleotides. RefSeq lists its product as uncharacterized. The transcript is spliced from 4 exons. The record is from RefSeq and is a predicted model, not a curated record. NCBI's taxonomy places the organism in Eukaryota, Fungi, Ascomycota, Sordariomycetes, Xylariales, Hypoxylaceae. The coding region runs from base 359 to 1741 and encodes 460 amino acids.